UCUAGUGAGUGUUUUCAAUUGCAAGUGGUGCUGACAGGGAGUGAUGGCUCAUCCGAUGGGGAGAUUAUUAUUUGUACACACAUGACGGAUGAUGCCAUUUUUAACCUAGAAUUUUCAACCUUUCUGUGCCUACUGCGGAGGGGUGUGCGAAAAUAUUAAUAUUGGCAACAAAGACGGUUUACGGGAGGUUCUGUGUUCUGUGCGGCUGGUUCAAAGUUUAGUGAAUUACGUUUCGGCACGUGUUUCCCCGGUGGAAGUGCUCUGGCGUCGGCCAGGUUCGGUGUAAUCACCGAUGAGACGCCCGAUUUUUUCUCCACUAUCGCGGCAGGAAAAUGGGCCUUCGCAGUUGUUCGCGGACGCCAUAAAGGAGCAGCAGUGCCAGAAGAGAGCACCUACGAACGAACGAGGGCCUGCUGCGAUGUGUGUAUGCGGUGAUGAGGAUGAAACGCACACCAAUGCAUGGGAUAUGGAUGGGGCACAGUGGGUCAGUGAUGUGUAAUAGGUGGCAAUUUUUGGGGGUAGAAAAUUGUGUUUAUUUUUGUAAAGUGUGUGUUUUGGUGUGAAUACUAUUAGGCAGCGUCCAUUUAUUACGUAACGCUAAAAUCUACAUUUCUUCCAAGAAUUUCUUGCCGCAUAUAUCAGAGCUUUUAUCUAAAAUCGUUUUAAAAUCUCUUCUAGAAAUAAUUUCUAAAUUAUUUAUCAUUUUAAAUCGAUUAAAACCUUCAGUUCCGCAAGUUUUUUUUUUUUACGGAAAUUGUACUCGAACUUAUUGUAUAGUAAUGGAGUACAUACUCAGUUUAAAAGACGAUUAUCUGAGCAAAAGAGUUCAAGAUUGGUUUUGAAAAAUCGAUCUAAGAGCACUGAGAUGGUAUCCCGAAUAAAAAAUACAGUAGAAAAACUGAACGUUGUAUUGUAACAGUACUACAGUCAUGACUCGCUGGUUGGGGGCUUAAUAGUUGGGUGACUUUUUAGUUGGGGCUCCGUUAGUUGAGCUGUCAGCCAACUAAAAAGUACCUGGAUGUCAUAAUUCAAUGUCAAACUGAAAAUGACAACCAAUCUGUAAUUCCGAGGGGCGAGCUAAUGAGUUUUUGGUUUCUUAAACUUUACUGAUAAUCAAAAAGAAUUUCUAUUUCAUAUUUCUUUAAAAAAAAACAAUAGGGUGACGAAGGGUAUUAUCGGCAGGUUUGUUCUCUUCGUCAUGGGGGGUUUUUGUGGGCGGAACUACCUGAAAUUUGGGCAUAUAACUCAGCUUGGUUGGGAAGGAUUUGAGGCCAACUCUGAGAUCUACAGGUUUCAAAAAACCCCUCAUGACGAAGAGAACAAAACUGCCGAAAAAGUUCCCCUAUGUACAAUUACUUCGAAACAAAUGCAAAACAUCGGCAAUCUUUAUUUUGUCGAUCAUUGAAACCGUUUUGUGCUUGCAUUUUGGUCCGGGUGGUUUCAUAAACAUCUAUAUUUUCACUUCACCGACUAAAAAUGGGUGAAAAUAAUUAUUUAUCGCAUUGGCCAUAUAUGUAUCUUGCAAAACGUAUCAGUUUUGAUCUAAAUGUAAAACAAAUUGAAAAAAAUUUACUUUUUACUUCCAACCUAAACAUGAUUAAAAAAAACAAUGCGCGCGCCCCUUGUGCUGCUGUCACUUCACCCAACUAGCGAAUCGAAUCCGUUGGUUGGGUGGAAGUUGUCGCUCAACGAGCGGGUUCCGACUGUAUUUAAAACCAUAUUUUUACAAUAGACAUCACUGUAAAAAUAAAAAUACAAAAACAAUAAAAUGUAAUAUAAACACCAUACAGUAAAUUGUAAAUAAGAUUUUUACAAUAUACUAUACAGUUGACAAGCGCCCUUCGUUCGCGACAGACAUUCCUUCUCAACGCUCUCGUGCGUCAGUUUCUCUUUCUGUUGCGAAUAAAUUUUGCAUCGCUGCAAGAUGUCUUCGCACAGAAAAAAUAUCCUAGUCGUGGACUUCGGCGUAUUACCGAAGCGACCCGGCUUACAACAAGUGGAAAAAUUCCUUAAAGAGUUCAUCAAAGUUGACCUGGCUGAUGUGAGAAACAUCCAGCUUCAUAACAUCAAAAACUCUUUGUUCAUUGAGAUGAACGAUGCAGGCGUAGCCCCACGGCUACAAAGGCAGCACCACCUUCAGCACUAUUUCACAAUCGAAGGAAUGAGAUAUUACAUUCCAGUGUAUGUGGAUGGUCCCACUACUACUGUCCGAGUCCACGAUCUUCCACCUCAAAUGGACAACGAUAUCAUCUCCGACCAUUUGCAGCAGUACGGGAAAGUGAUCUCCAUACAAAAUGAAGUGUGGAAAAACUAUUUCUCGGGGAUACCGAACGGCGUGAGAAUUGUUCGUAUGCGGUUGGAUAAAGCAAUACCAUCGCAUAUUGUGGUAAACAGUCAUAGCACAUACGUUAGUUGUGCGAACAAAAGCAAUCAAACGACGACUCGCGGCACCAAGAAGCAGCCACACACAACACCAUCCAACUUGGCUCAUGAACACGAUACCGACCAGAUCAACAACGACGACGAAGGCAACGAACUACCGUCCGCGGCGACUCAAAUUGAAAGCGACGACGAGAAUGUCAACAACGACGACCACGGAUGGAAGAACGAGAACGGUGGAACGACAGAAAGUACCGAUUAUGAUUCAGCGAAGCGGCGGUUGUCAACCGAGUCGAAUGGAACAAAGGAAGAAAAUACAGCAAAACGAUCAUGCAACCCGUGCACCCAGAAAUCCGAUCCAGAAUGGAAAAUGAUCACAAGAUCGAAGAAAAAGUGACGUUGUAAAUAUUAAAAUUUUACGACACGAAUGCACCUUCGGUGUAAAGUGUCGCUAAUUAAAGUAAAUAAAUAAACAAUAUACUAUACGGGUUGUUAAGUAUCGUAACAAUAUGAAAAAAUAUUUUUCUCCAUAUAUAUUUUUUUGCAAAACCAUACAUUUUAUUGUUAAUGAAUUGUUCAAAAUAUUGAUAUGUGGGUUUAAAUAUACCGUACAUUGUAUGGCACAUGAAUGGUUUCAAGCAAUAAAAUGUACCGUAAAUAAAUUGUUUUUAAUUGUAAUUUCACUACUGGUUAUACAUUAAAUCAAAUGGUUUUGGAAUGGUUCUCUUUUGUUAUGUUGUAUUGUUUUACAUUACAUAAACCAUAUAUUGUUAUAUUAUCUUGUCAUUUUCCUCCUGUUAAUGGCACCUUAGGCUUACUAGAUUUAUUAGAAUGCGCUUUGAGAAUUCUCCAGAGCGUUUUGGAUAACCCUUCAUAUAUAGGAUUGCCCACGUCUAAGUCUGAGUAGUCUCUGAUUGCAUAAACAGUUGAAGCUUAGGCUUCCAUGCCCCACCAGCCAGAUAACCGAGUUUUGCAAACUAAGCAUUAUUUGUGGCAACACUUUGAGCGGCAUGAUGGAACUAUGCCGAGCGCGCUAAGUGUUAUUAGACCACUAAUGUAGUUGCAUGAAGUGGGUGACGAGGUACAUAAGUAUCAUUACAGCGUGCUUAACCGUUAUUGCAAUAUUGAGGCACCAGUUUGACUUAAGUUCGAAAUACAUAACAACUCAUGAGAAAACUGUCAAGUUCGAUUCAAAUAUAAGUAAGGUUGAAAAGCGAACCCGCAGACGAACCUUUAUUAGAAAUCAUUUCAGUGUUCAGUCCAGUCCAUAUGUUAAAGAUGGCUCUACGUCAAAUAUAAAGUUUGUCAAUCGCAUUUGAUUCGAUUGUGGUCGAAGGCAAAUUCACAUGAGAGAAGAGGAGAAAACUCCCCUAAUUUUUCCGGGUUGGCCUACAUUCGUAUUUCUCUCAUCGCACUCUACACACCUAGCCCGCCAUAUCUCUUGGACCCCUGCUUGGACCUGCAGGUCUUAGGACAUCUGGUUUACCACUGAUUUAAACAUGUUAUUGACUUUAAAUGAAUGUUUCAACUUAUUCACUUUUAUCUCUUUCCUUUCCUUUGCAUCAAAAAAGCCACAACCAUCAACAAAAUCUUAAACUGAAUAAAUAAUUAAAAACUCACGGAAAAAGAAUGUUUCGGAAAAGUGAAUGGUCCAAACGUAAGAAAAACAGUAUGAUACAUUGUUACAUAAAAAUCCAAUGUAAAUGUAUAGUAUAGCGAACCAUUUCAUUACAAUACACUUUAUUGUAGCUGGUACACUGUAUGGUGCAGGAAUGGUUUUCACCAAACACCCUAUGGUUAGUUUUUAUCCGGGAUGCCAUCGGUUGAUCUUUAUCUUGCUCAAAAGAUCGAGAGAUGGGAUCAAUUACAAUGCCUGCUCGCUGGUGGUGACCAAUCGAUCAACUUUUCAGCGCAAACAGACAUUCUGAUCAUCAGAUUUGUGCUCUUGAGAAUUCAAGGUGGGGCUUCGUCAUACCUUCUGCUUGGUGUACAACGCUCCUUUCGCUCCAAGCUUCCAGAGGCCACUUCACAUCUUGUAGCUUCACUUUCACAACAGUUUUUCAGCACAGUCUAAUGUAAUUUUAUCUAAAAGUUAAAAUUUGGUGAACAAAAUUCUCUCACAUGGUUUCAUGGAGAUCCACUGGGUACUGAAUUUCCAUAAUUUCUUUUGGCAAUAUUCGAAUUGCCACUAAUGUUAUCUGCAACAUCAUUGGGACUACAGAAAGUCUGUUGAUGUAAACAAAUAAAUAAAAACAGUUGUUUUUGUAGUGUCUACCUAAUGAUUGUGUGCAUAGGAUAUCUACCUACAUAAAAUACUAUUCAUUACAGUACCUAAAUGUCUAGGUAUGAUUCAUUAUGUCUACCUAAGGUAGUAUAAAUACGGGUGGUCAUAGGACCACAGAGCAGAGACUGCACAAGCCUUGGACUUGUCAACAUCUUUAAUAUUCUUCUUUUGAAGGAUAUAAAAGGAAAUUAUUUGCUUUUGGUUUUCAGGAUGUUGUAAUAACAAAAUGUUAUUUUUGUGGAGAACGGAAUUGUUCUUUUAUGGUAGAAUUGCCAUUAUAUAGUGAACAGAAUGUUCUUUUUGGCCGAUGGUGCAUUGACAAAAUUGUCUUUUUGUUUUGGUAAUAACGAAAUGUUAUUCUUUGGUGAACGACAUUGUUCUUUUGUGGCGGAAUAAACAUAUGUUAUGUUUUGGUGAAUGGAUUUGUGUUAUUUGUAAUUUUGGUAAAGUUGCUGAUGUUGGGAUAGCAAAAUUGUCUUUUUGUUUUUGUAAUUUUGUUAGCGAACAGAUAUGGUCUUUGAAAGUCAGUUUAUUUGUGUUAUCAUUAUUUUGGUGAUGUCUGUUAUUUUUUGAAGUUUUCUAAAGGGGACUGUAGUGUCUACCUAAUGAUUGUGUGCAUAGGAUAUCUACCUACAUAAAAUACUAUUCAUUACAGUACCUAAAUGUCUAGGUAUGAUUCAUUAUGUCUACCUAAGAUAGUAUAAAUACGGGUGGUCAUAGGACCACAGAGCAGAGACUGCACAAGCCUUGGACUUGUUAACAUUUUUAAUAUUCUUCUUUUGAAGGAUAUAAAAGUUUUAAAGUGAUCAAUUCGACCCCGGAUUACGGUACCUCGAAUCCGAUUUCGCUCAGAUGUUGCAUCACUAUGAUAUGCUUCACACGGCUUUCCCAAUAAUAAUUCAAUUAUUGAUUAUUCACGAGUUAAAAAGUACGCAACAAAUUCUUCUAUUGUUUAGUCAACACAAGACAAGAGACAAACAUUUUUUAGAUUAUAUAGGGAAGUCAGAAGUGGAACCAU
Molecule: messenger RNA, 5681 nt
Organism: Aedes albopictus (Asian tiger mosquito)
Lineage: Eukaryota; Metazoa; Arthropoda; Insecta; Diptera; Culicidae
Exons: 1
Coding region: 1925-2776 (283 amino acids)
Molecular function (GO): nucleic acid binding
Source: RefSeq, a predicted model, not a curated record